GCUCCUCACUGCUCACUACUCAGUUGUGGGUUUCUCCCUAGAAAGGGAAUUUCUUGAUUUUUUUUCCCUGCUCAGCAGCACAGGUGAGGAUGGAUGCUGGAUUGGCUGGAGUGCUCGUUACCCUCCUCCUCCUCUCCAUCCUCUGGUUCCUGGUCUGGAGAAACGAUAAGAAGAGAAGCUGUUUGCCUCCUGGACCACCCCCCAGGCCCAUUCUGGGCAACCUAUUGCAAAAAGAUGUCCUGCCCCUCUACAAGACCUACGAGAAGCUCAGCAGCACGUACGGCCCCAUCUUCACCGUCUGGCUGGGGCAGAAGCCGGUGGUGGUGCUCUGCGGGUACAAGGUGGUGAAGGAUGCUCUGCUGGGCCACUCCGAGGAGUUUGGAGGGAGACCUGAAAUACCCCUUCUGAUGCAGCUAUCGAAAGGCUAUGGUUUUGUCUCCAACGACGAGAAGAAGUGGCGGGAGCUGCGGAGGUUCACGCUCAGCACCCUGCGGGACUUUGGGAUGGGGAAGAACACCAUGUCGCAGCGGGUGCAGCAGGAGGUCCAGCAUCUGGUGGAACUGUUGGAGAAACUCAAAGGAAAUGCCUUUGAACCGGUGAUGAUGUUCAGACAUGCAGUUGCCAAUGUGAUCUGCUCCGUUGUCUUCGGGAGCCAUUACAGCUACAGCGACAAGGUCUUUCUGGAGCUACUGAAUGCGAUUGGCAAUUAUGUCAGCUUCUUUCUCUCUCCCAUCGCCAUGGUCUACAACACCUUCCCCAACAUCAUACACCACUUCCCGGGGCGACACAAGAAAGUCCUGGCCAAGUGUGAGAAGCUGAAGGACUACAUCCGAGAAAGAAUUGAGCUUCACAAACUGACGCUGGAUCCCAGUUGCCCCCGGGACUACAUCGACUGUUUCCUUGUGAAAGCAGAGAAGGAGAAAAGCAGCCCGGAGAAGAUGUACAGCAGUGAAAACUUGGUCAUGUCAGUAUUCGAAAUCUUUGGUGCCGGAACAAUGACUACUAGCAAUGCCCUGGUCUUCUUCUUCUUGAUCCUGGCAAAACACCCCCAUAUUCAAGCCAAGGUCCAAGAGGAGAUCGACACAGUGGUGGGCACCGGCCGUGCUCCCAGCACGGAGGACAAGCUGAGGAUGCCAUACACCAAUGCAGUGAUCCACGAGCUGCAGCGUUUCCACAAGACCCGCAUCGAGAACUUCCCGCGGAUGAUGACGCAGGACGUCGUGUUCAGGGGCUACACCAUCCCCAAGGGCACAGUUGUUAUUCCCGUCAUUUCCUCCGUGCACACGGAUCCAACCCAGUGGGAGAACCCCACAGAAUUCGACCCAGGCCACUUCUUGGAUGAGAAGGGCGAGUUCAGGAAGCGCGAAGCCUUCAUGGCUUUCUCGGCAGGGAAGCGGAUGUGCCCAGGAGAGGCGCUGGCCCGCAUAGAGCUCUUCCUUUUCCUCACCACACUGCUGCAGAGCUUCACCUUCCAGCUCGCCAUCGAGUACAAGGAGACGAAUUUAUUCUCCCUAUGGCUUGAGAUAGAGAGAAGGGCGAUACCCAUCAAGUUCUUUGCUAUCCGGCGCCCGGUGUCCUCUUAAGCAGAGAGCAGCGGGGAGAAGGAAGGCUUCUUCCAGGCGCCUUCGCUUCUGAAAUCAGAGCAAGCCAUGCCACCAUGAAUGCUACGGCAGCAGCCACCAAGGAGGAGGGUCACUUUGAGCUUCAGCCUUCUCCUCAGAGAACUGCCAGGCAUCUCUGCCGCCAGCUCCACGGGCAACCUGCUUCCAACCCUGCCCUUCCACAUCCCAGUAACACAAGGAAGACAGCGCUGGUUUUCCUCCUUCCAUACCUGUCAGCUCUGAUCGAGCCUCUAGCUCCUCGUGGCUGGGCUGCCUGUAGCUCCCCAGGCUGAGCAGGGCACUCCCUCAUUUUGGUGAGAGAUUAAGAUUGCUUCUACAAUAAAAACAAUCAUCAUAACUGGA
Tyto alba (common barn owl) is the source of this 1964-nucleotide messenger RNA. RefSeq names its product cytochrome P450 2C5-like. The record is from RefSeq and is a predicted model, not a curated record. NCBI's taxonomy places the organism in Eukaryota, Metazoa, Chordata, Aves, Strigiformes, Tytonidae. Gene Ontology annotation, cellular component: intracellular membrane-bounded organelle; cytoplasm. The transcript has 9 exons. Gene Ontology annotation, molecular function: iron ion binding; oxidoreductase activity, acting on paired donors, with incorporation or reduction of molecular oxygen, reduced flavin or flavoprotein as one donor, and incorporation of one atom of oxygen; heme binding. The coding region runs from base 90 to 1583 and encodes 497 amino acids. Gene Ontology annotation, biological process: xenobiotic metabolic process.